UCAAAUGGCACCAGGGAGCACUUUCAGCAACAGGCAGAAGUGUGUGGAUGGGCUGAGCCACACUUGAAACAUUUGUCUCUUCAACCUGUCAUCCUUCUCCAAGUCAGCUGGUAGCUGCACUGUUUCUGACAGGACACCUCCAGGAUGCCACCCAAGAAAGUACAAAUCCAAGUGGAGGAGAAAGACGAUGAUGAUACUGAAGAAAGUUCAAGUGAAGAGGAAGAGGAAGAUGAAGAUAAGUUACCACGAAGAGAGAGCAUGAGACCUCAGAGGAAACGGAACAGAGAUGUUAUUAGUGAGGACGACCCACCCCCUGAACCAGAGGAUGAAGAAACAAAAAAGGCCAGAGAAAAAGAGAGGAAGAAGAAGUUGAGGAGAGGAGCGGACGAAGAUGAUGAAAUUGAUGAAGAGGAAUUGGAAAGACUGAAGGCUGAGUUAGAUGAGCAAAGACAAAUGAUUGCUAAUGUCAAAUGCAAGCCUUGGAAAAUGGAGAAGAAAAUUGAAGUUCUCAAGGAAGCAAAAAAAUUUGUGAGUGAAAAUGAAGGAGCUCUUGGGAAAGGAAAAGGAAAACGGUGGUUUGCGUUUAAGAUGAUGAUGGCCAAGAAAUGGGCAAAAUUUCUCAAAGACUUUGAGAUCUUCAAAGCUGCUUGUGUCCCAUGGGAGAAUAAAAUCAAGGCUAUCGAAAGUCAGUUUGGUUCAUCAGUGGCUUCAUACUUCCUCUUCAUGAGAUGGAUGUAUGGAGUAAACAUGGUUCUCUUCGUCCUGACAUUUAGCCUCAUCAUGUUGCCAGAGUACCUCUGGGGUUUGCCAUAUGGCAGUUUACCUAGAAAAACAGUUCCCAGAGCUGAAGAGGACUCUGCAGCGAAUUUUGGUACAUUGUAUGACUUCAACGGCUUGGCGCAAUAUUCCGUCCUUUUUUAUGGCUAUUACGACAAUAAACGCACAAUUGGAUGGAUGAAUUUCAGGUUGCCGCUCUCCUAUUUUCUGGUGGGGAUCAUGUGCAUUGGAUACAGCUUUGUGGUUGUCCUUAAAGCGAUGACCAAAAAUAUUGGUGAUGAUGGGGGUGGCGAUGACAACACUUUCAACUUCAGCUGGAAGGUGUUCACCAGCUGGGACUACCUGAUUGGCAAUCCUGAAACAGCAGACAACAAAUUCAAUUCUAUCACAAUGAACUUUAAGGAAGCUAUAAUAGAAGAAAGAGCAGCCCAAGUAGAAGAAAACAUCCACUUGAUCAGAUUCCUGAGGUUCCUCGCUAACUUCUUUGUGUUUCUAACACUUGCCGGGAGUGGAUACCUCAUCUUUUGGGCUGUGAAGCGAUCCCAGGAAUUUGCACAGCAAGAUCCUGACACCCUUGGGUGGUGGGAAAAAAAUGAAAUGAACAUGGUCAUGUCCCUCCUGGGGAUGUUCUGCCCAACAUUGUUUGAUUUGUUUGCCGAAUUGGAAGACUACCACCCCCUCAUUGCUCUGAAAUGGCUACUGCUCCGCAUUUUUGCUCUUCUUUUAGGCAACUUGUAUGUAUUUAUUCUUGCCUUGAUGGAUGAGAUUAACAACAAGAUUGAAGAGGAAAAGCACGUAAGGGUCAACAUUACCAUCUGGGAGGACAACAUGAUCAAGGCCUACAACGCCUCACUGCAGUCCCUCACUGGAAACGCCACUGCGGCGCCCUUCUUUGUGCACCCUGCAGACGUACCCCGAGGACCCUGCUGGGAAACCAUGGUGGGGCAGGAAUUUGUGCGGUUGACUGUUUCUGAUGUUUUGACCACCUAUGUCACAAUCCUGAUUGGCGACUUUCUUCGGGCAUGUUUUGUAAGAUUUUGCAAUUACUGCUGGUGCUGGGAUUUAGAAUAUGUAUAUCCUUCAUACACCGAAUUUGACAUCAGCGGCAAUGUCCUCGCUCUCAUCUUCAACCAAGGCAUGAUCUGGAUGGGCUCUUUCUUUGCUCCCAGCCUCCCAGGCAUCAAUAUCCUUCGACUUCACACAUCCAUGUACUUCCAGUGCUGGGCCGUGAUGUGUUGCAACGUUCCUGAGGCCAGAGUCUUCAAGGCUUCCAGAUCGAAUAAUUUCUACCUGGGCAUGCUCUUGCUCAUCCUCUUCCUGUCCACCAUGCCUGUCCUGUACAUGAUCGUAUCCCUCCCGCCAUCUUUUGACUGUGGCCCUUUCAGCGGCAAAAAUAGGAUGUUUGAAGUCAUUGGAGAGACACUGGAACACGAUUUCCCGAGUUGGAUGGCAAAGAUCUUGAGACAGCUCUCUAACCCUGGGCUGGUCAUCGCUGUGGUUUUGGUGAUGGUCUUGACCAUCUAUUAUCUUAACGCCACUGCCAAGGGCCAGAAGGCCGCAAACCUGGAUCUGCAAAAGAAGAUGAAACAGCAAGCUUUGGAGAACAAAUUGCGAAACAAGAAAAUGGCAGCCGCGCGAGCAGCUGCAGCUGCUGGUGGCCAGUAACUUUCAAAGAUAUGCUGGGGGCCCAGAAGUACUCCUCGCCUUGCUGUUUAAAAGCAAUUACUUGUGCGAAGGCCCAGAGAGCAAGCGUUGUGGAGUUGCUAUUCUCCUGUCCUAACCCUGGUGGAUCAUCAAAGUCAGACUGGUCAGUGAGCCAUCACCAGUCCUCAUGCAGCAAGAAGGAUCUCCACCUUAUUCCAAAUUCAACAUUUGUUCCUGCACUGCCAUUUCCUCCUCAGACCCAUUUCCUUGACAAAUUGAAUUUAGAAGAAAGCGUGACUCAGUAAUACAGGUUAAUUUAGAAACCUUUUGCUCAUUAUAGACUUUCAUUUUAUACAUUUCUUCUGCCUUAGUUUUCUUGGCCUGGGAGCAGGACUACUUUACUCUCUUUUUCCAAGUUUAGAAAUAUGUUCAUAAAGUACUCAUCAUGAGCACUCAUUUACUGACUCUAUGAACCUACCACCUUGUUUUCCCUUUUUUCCAACCUGUCUCCCCAUCUAUGACCCCCCACAAAUAUAUACCCAAAGCCUUUUUACUUGCUGCUGGAUUUAAUAUGAAAUAAAACAGGAGUUUUAGAAUAAGUAUCCUAAGUGAACUAGGGGCAGGAUUAGCAGAGGGUUGAGGAGCUACAUGGGUCUUAGACAACCCAUCUCUUUAUGAGUUAAAAAAAAAUGACACUGUAAGUGAUUGCUAUUUCAUCAGUCUGAUUGUUCGACCUCCACUGAUCGCCAUCUCCUGAGUGUCGACUCUCAUAUUGUUUAAUUUUUCUUUGCUUUUGUUAAGGGUAGGAAAACACACACUUGUCGGGGGGGGCUUCAGUUUCAAGAUGUGUUUAGGCAUUAUUAUUUAUUUAAAGUUUAAAUUGACUUUGAAUAGUAACAAUGCUCUUAGCCAGCCUUGUUGUGUGACUUCAAUUACAUCUCCUAACUCAUGUCUUUUUCCAGAAGUAAGCCAAUUUGCCUGCCAUUCCCUGCAAUUGACUGGCUUAUUUUUACUACUUUGUCUUUGAAUUUCUCCUUCUUUUCUAUCUUCUACUGGCCACAGAAUGAUCACCCUGUUCCCCUAUCAUUCAUGUGCUCAUCACUUGCAUCAUAUCAAAUUCAAGGCUUACUUCCCUCUGGUCAGAUUAUCCACACUAGCCCAAUUGUAUCACUCCCUUGAUGGUCUUCAUUUGGACUCUAGUAUCAUUAAUUCAGAGUUUAUUAAUUUACUGACUUCCCUGUGAGUUGUAAUGGUUCUUUCUUAUUUCUUGUAUGCAUGGAUUAGCUUUUCUAUCCAGAUUGUAAGCUUCCUAUGAACAGGGAUCUUAUCUUCUAACUCUUUUGUAUGCCUAGUAUAGUGCUGUGCACAGGUAGGCACUGAAUAAAUGCUUGUUAAUUAAAUUGAAUCAAUUUAACUUACAGCAGUUGCAUUGUGAAACAAAAACCUCUGUUAUCUGCAUGAAGAUAUUCCUAUGAUGUAAGAAAUGGAAUUAUCUGUUGAUAUGAUGACUUUAUUGUCUCAUUAGAUGAUAAUGAAUAUUACUAAAUAAAGCUAGUGCUUAUUUCUACUUGGAUCAUUUUUGCACUGUGUAGUAAUAAGAUUAGAGAACUGGUUUAUGUGUGCUGUCAAACUUACAGUGUAAAUUACACUCCCUUGUUCUUGAUCUAUUUAUAAGGAAAAUGCUAAGAGCUGAGAAACUAUCCCCCAAGGACUUCCUCUCC
Phyllostomus discolor (pale spear-nosed bat) is the source of this 4142-nucleotide messenger RNA. RefSeq names its product transmembrane channel like 1 (gene TMC1). Gene Ontology annotation, biological process: vestibular reflex; detection of mechanical stimulus involved in sensory perception of sound. The record is from RefSeq and is a predicted model, not a curated record. The transcript has 20 exons. Gene Ontology annotation, molecular function: mechanosensitive monoatomic ion channel activity. Bases 145 to 2442 code for a protein of 765 amino acids. NCBI's taxonomy places the organism in Eukaryota, Metazoa, Chordata, Mammalia, Chiroptera, Phyllostomidae. Gene Ontology annotation, cellular component: plasma membrane.